AUGUCUGUUUAUGUUGAUAUAACAGACGAAGUUCUUGUACCCGAGAAGGUACUGAACUUUGUGCGAUCGCCGCAGGCCGGUGCAAUUGUCUAUUUUGGAGGGAUUACGCGGGACUCUUUCCAGGGCAAGGAAGUCGUUUCGUUAGCCUAUGAGGCGCACCCGAAGCUUGCAAUCAAGACGCUUCGGUCCAUUGCCGACGAGUCGCUCACAAAGUUCCCUGGAAUACACAAGGCAGCAAUUGUGCACAAAACAGGGCCGGUCCCUGUCGCAACCGAGUCUGUGAUGAUCGCCGUGAGCUCUACCCAUAGAAAGGAAGGAUGGCUUGCUGGAGAAUGGAUCUUGGAAAGAGUCAAGGAAAACGCAGAGAUCUGGAAGAUCGAAGAAUACUCGGACGGCUCAAAUACCUACAAGGAGAACGAGACGUCGAACUACAACACCAAUGAAUUUACGUCUUGGAUGGAACGGAUCGAGAUAGUACCGCACGAAACCGGGCUCCAGAGCGAAUAUGGUGUGGUCUUUUCCAAUACCGGUGUUUUCUCCAGGAUACCACUUGGUUCCUCUCUGUCUCAUGAUGAUCUGGCCAACUUCAACAACCUCUCCGUCACCUUUCUUUGGACCAAGACGUUUUCCUGCAGAAUCCUUCAUAUGGGUUCUGGAACCACCAGCUCUUUUGGUGGCGGUUCUCACCUGGAAAAUACUCUGGUGUCCAACAGAAAGCGACGUCUUGACUUUGUCGCACACCAGCGAAACCAACUUGGAGGUGAACAUGGUGUGUUCAGUUCUGAGAUGCAAAUAAUGUUGACUAAAAUUUUUCAGGUCGAUGGAAAAGACGAUGGUCGCGACCAGAAAUAUUAUUCCCCGGCCUAA
Molecule: messenger RNA, 867 nt
Organism: Ogataea philodendri
Lineage: Eukaryota; Fungi; Ascomycota; Pichiomycetes; Pichiales; Pichiaceae
Exons: 2
Coding region: 1-867 (288 amino acids)
Biological process (GO): Mo-molybdopterin cofactor biosynthetic process
Cellular component (GO): cytosol
Source: RefSeq, a predicted model, not a curated record